This is a messenger RNA of Colletotrichum fioriniae, 1065 nucleotides long. RefSeq lists its product as uncharacterized. Gene Ontology annotation, molecular function: arylformamidase activity. The record is from RefSeq and is a predicted model, not a curated record. NCBI's taxonomy places the organism in Eukaryota, Fungi, Ascomycota, Sordariomycetes, Glomerellales, Glomerellaceae.
AUGUCAUCUUCUGCGCCUCCCGCGAGACCAACCUUCUCAUCCCUUCCCCUAGACCCUGCCGGGCCGCCUGGGAAUGCAUGGGGUUUGUACGGCAAAGAUGACCGCUUGGGGGCGCUGAACCUUCUGACCCCCGCAGUCGUGGCCGCUGCGGCAGCAUCUGAAAUUCGAACCGGCCAACGAGUAUCGCUGGACUGGUCAUUGAACAAUCCCGCUCAGCCAAGUUUUGACCGGGCGCCGUUUGAGUCCAGACUCGUGAAUCGAUCUCAUCCGAGCGGCGAGAAGAGGACGGUGAAUGAUGAUAUCUUGCACUUUAACACGCAAUGUAGCAGCCAGUGGGACGGCUUUAGGCAUUAUGGUACUCAACUCAAGACUGCCAAUAAUGACCAAGGUUACCAGAAAGCCAAGCGAUACUACAACAAUACGACCCAAGAUGACCUGGAUCACCCAGAAAACAUUGCUUGGGUCGAAAAGGGCGGCAUCGUCGGCCGCGGCGUCCUCCUCGACUACGCCAGCUUCUGCGCCCGCCACUCCCUACCCCUCGACGCCUUCACCAGCAGCGACAUCUCCCUCGCCCACCUACAACAGAUCGCCGCCGAGCAAAACAUUACCUUCCGGCCGGGCGACAUCCUCUUCAUCCGCUCCGGGUUCACGGCAGGCUACAACGCCAAAGACGACGCCGCGCAAAAGGCCGUCGCGGCACGCGCCAGCCCAGACUUUCUCGGCCUCGAGCCCACGAAGGACGUGCUCCGCUGGAUAUGGGAGACGGGGUUCGCGGCCGUGGCGGGCGACGCGCCGAGUUUCGAGAGGGCGCCCAUCGCGGGCCAGCAUACGGCUGUCGGCGGCGUGUGGAAGGGUGAGACGUGGGAGGAGGAGAUGCAGGGAGGUGGGUUAUUGCAUCAAUGGCUACUGGGAGGUUGGGGGUUGCCCAUUGGGGAGAUGUUUGAUCUCGAGGCUCUGAGUUCGACGUGUCAGGAGCUGGGAAGAUGGACGUUUUUCGUGAGCAGUGUGCCGCUCAAGGUUCCGGGUGGUGUUGCUAGCCCUCCCAACGCCGUUGCCAUCUUCUGA